Sinocyclocheilus grahami is the source of this 4786-nucleotide messenger RNA. Its product is annotated as leucine-rich repeat-containing protein 7-like. The record is from RefSeq and is a predicted model, not a curated record. Lineage: Eukaryota; Metazoa; Chordata; Actinopteri; Cypriniformes; Cyprinidae. Gene Ontology annotation, cellular component: postsynaptic membrane; postsynaptic density; basolateral plasma membrane. The transcript has 25 exons. Bases 646 to 3657 code for a protein of 1003 amino acids. Gene Ontology annotation, molecular function: protein kinase binding. Gene Ontology annotation, biological process: neurotransmitter receptor transport postsynaptic membrane to endosome; neurotransmitter receptor transport, endosome to postsynaptic membrane; cell-cell adhesion.
CUGAACAAAGCUGAGAGCAUCAUGAGCGUGAUACAGGUUGCUUUCCUUCUGCUUGUAAGACCACUCCUCUCUCCUCUCUUUCGAUCACCCCCACUGAUGAUCCUCCUCUCCGGUACCGGGGACAGAGUCUCGCGCUGCGCUCGUGGGAGCCUGAGGAACUGGAUCCGCUGUUUUACCGCGCCGGAUUUUGAUCCAACAAACAGAAAGAAGGGACAAGAUGGAUAGAAUACAAGAAGAAACGCGCGGGCCGUAGCUACAGACUCUAUCCCGUCACGACAUGUCACUUGUCAUGACAGAGCCGUCUUGAGCUUCACUGAAUAUGCGUAACGAGAGAAGCAGAUACGAUUUAAUUUUUGGCAAUGAACUUGAAUUUCCAUUCCUCCACAUUAAUGGGAGGACAUGGCUCAACACACAUAUUCCUAAAUGCUUUGGAACAUAAUAAUUUUUUUGCGUCAUCUCAGUAAGACAUCAGUAAAGCAGUUUGUCAGUGCACAGCGCAUUAUGAGCGUUCAGUGCUGCAUUGAUGCAAGGGAGACGCUGGAGAGGAGGACAGACCGAACCGUCGUGUGAUGUGACUCGUGUCUCAGCACCAGAUCAGUCCUGGGAUUACUGCUGGAGUCCCAAACAAUCUAUAGAAAUAGUCUAAUGGACAAUCACUCAACGCUUCAGUUGCAGUGUCUGGAGAUGACUACUAAGAGGAAGAUCAUCGGCCGCCUGGUGCCCUGUCGAUGUUUCCGGGGCGAGGAGGAGGUCAUCUCAGUGCUGGAUUAUUCCCACUGUAGCUUGCAGCAGGUCCCUAAGGAGAUCUUCAGCUUCGAGCGCACGCUAGAAGAGCUCUACCUUGACGCCAACCAGAUUGAGGAGCUGCCUAAGCAACUCUUCAACUGUCAAGCACUCAAGAAGCUGAGCAUGCCUGACAAUGACCUCUCCAACCUGCCAACCACCAUCGCCAGCCUUGUGAAUCUAAAGGAGUUAGAUAUUAGUAAAAAUGGUAUUCAAGAGUUUCCAGACAACAUUAAAUGCUGUAAAUGUCUAUCAGUUGUGGAGGCCAGUGUAAAUCCUAUAGCCAAGCUCCCAGACGGGUUCACCCAGCUCCUCAACUUGACACAGCUCUUCUUAAAUGAUGCCUUCCUUGAAUACCUGCCUGCCAACUUUGGGAGAUUAUCUAAAUUACGGAUCCUGGAGCUUCGUGAGAAUCAUCUGAAAACUAUGCCAAAGUCAAUUCAUAGGCUGUCGCAACUGGAGCGGUUAGACUUGGGAAGCAAUGAAUUCUCUGAACUGGUAAGAAAGAUUACUCCAUGCAUCUCUCUUCUUGGUUUGUCAUUGCUCGGUUCUGUGUGUUGUGUUAAUCAAACAUGCAUCUUAAAUGGGCACUUCAGUGCACGUGGCAAAACCGGUUUAUCACUUUUAGAGGAGUUUGACUGUAGCUGUAAUGAACUGGAAUCCCUGCCUCCCACCGUUGGCUACCUGCACAGUCUUCGGACAUUUGCGGCAGAUGAGAACUUCCUGACUGAGCUGCCCAGGGAGAUUGGAAACUGCAAGAAUGUCACAGUCAUGUCCUUGCGCUCCAAUAAACUGGAGUUUCUGCCUGAUGAGAUUGGACAGAUGACAAAGCUACGUGUUCUCAAUCUAAGUGACAAUAGGUUAAAGAAUCUUCCCUUCACUUUCACUAAAUUGAAAGAUCUUGCUGCACUCUGGUUAUCUGACAAUCAGUCCAAGGCCCUUAUCCCCCUUCAAACAGAGGCUCACCCUGAGACCAAACAGAGAGUCUUGACCAACUACAUGUUUCCUCAGCAGCCCCGGCACGAUGAGGAUUACCAGUCUGACAGUGACAGCUUUAAUCCCACUCUCUGGGAGGAACAGAGACAGCAGAGGAUGACGGUGGCAUUUGAGUUUGAGGACAAGAAGGAAGAAGAGGACAACUCAGGAAAAGUGAAGGUUGAGAUUAAUUUGAAGCGCUAUCCCACCCCUUACCCAGAAGACCUAAAGAACAUGGUGAAGUCAGUGCAGAACCUGGUUGGUAAAACCACUCACACCCUCAACACUGAAAAAUGUUCUUCUGGGACCAAUAUGGAUCUCCACAGCCAAGACAAGUAUGAGCCCAAGUGGCCCAUUGCUCCUAAGGAGGUGACAGAGCGAGAGGUCAAAGACUUUUCGAAACCACCGAUGUCUGAUCAAGGCGUCAUCCUCAACUCAGCCAUUGACAUCCCAAAACGCAAAGACAAAGAGGAUCUGACUGAGAGCUCGGAAAUUUCUUUACAUCGCGUCGUUCCCAAGCCUCAACAGCCAGAGAAUACGAGCCUGGCCGUUACUUCCUCUUCCUGUUUCUGCCUCAUAGACUCCAUGGGAGGCUCCCCUAAUGAUAUCCGAAUUUCUGACAUGAGGCCGACUUUGGUAGAGCCACCAAUGUACAAACCAAAGGUUGUGUUACUGGGCAAGGAAAAAAAAGGUUAUACCCAGCAGAGCAUGCUGGAACAACAAAACAGCUUGUCUACCAUCACUGACACCCAGUUCCACAAGAGGAAUGGUAGGUAUGACGAAGAUUACUCGUCUUAUCAAGAACCCAAAAAGCCAAUCAUGGGUUACCCCACCAAGAGUCUGACACAACGUCGCCCCCUGUCUGCACGGAGCUACAGCACAGAGACAUAUGGGGCAUCUCAGGCAAGACCAGUGUCUGCCCGACCCACCAUGGCUGCACUGCUGGAGAAAUUGCCUUCAGAUUACAAUCUUAGUACAUGCAUUGAAAAGAGCCCUGAAGCAGACAUGAAGAUGAGACCUGUCCUUCAAAAACAAGAGGACCCGACCUCCAAAAUGCCAGUAGAUUGGAGACAGCAGCUGCUUAGACACAUAGAAGCCAAGAGGCUAGACCGGAGCGCUGUCCUUAAGCACAACACAGUAAACUUCGGCAUGCUGUACUCUGGAGGCUAUGCUGCACCGCAUGCCAGCAGAAGCAUGACAAUAAACUUUUACAAUAACACAAAGCAUGAAAACCAAACAACUCAGUGGCUACCUCUACCAAAUACACCUUCACAACAGAGCAAUAUUUUAGAUAAUGGACAAGAGGUGGUUUCCCUGAAUAGCCAGUGGGCCCCGUAUUCACUGGGACGAAGAGACGUGCCACCAGAGAACAUGAAUGUCAUCAAAAAGCCUGGUGUUCACAAUCAUCCCCAUCAACAACAGACUAUGAUGAUGACCUCAGCCACCCCUCCUCACCGGACGGCCCGUGACCAGCAGUAUGAGGGGGCCAUCAACAAGGUGUCCAUCCAGCAGUACCAGUCACCUCUGCCCAUGCCCAUCACCACCACCAGCCCCCGGCCUCAGAGCGCCCGCUGCUUCAUCCAGACUAAAGGACAGAAGAGUAUGGAUGGCUUUCCAGAGCAGCUCUGUGUGAGGAUUGAGAAGAACCCUGGCCUUGGUUUCAGCAUCUCAGGGGGAAUCAGUGGACAGGGGAACCCCUUCAAGCCCUCGGACAUGGGUAUCUUUGUUACUAGGGUACAGCCUGAUGGACCUGCCUCCAACCUUCUUCGACCAGGGGACAAAAUUCUGAAGGUCAACGGACAUAGUUUCUUACACAUGGAGCAUGAAUCCGCAGUGUCUCUUCUGAAGAAUUUCCCGAAAACUGUGGACUUGGUAAUCUUAAGGGAGAGCACAACAUAAAUAUUUUUAUAGCUUAAAGACUUCUCACCCAGAUGGAACAACUUGUACAUCACCUUUUAUCUAGGAACAAUUUUGCCAAUUGCUGGACCAAUGGCAAAUUCCAGUGCCAAAUGUACACUAGAGGACAUAUCUUAUAACGUUACAUACGGCUUACACAUUCUACACAAACAUACAUUGGUUGAAAUCUUUCGUUGAUGUUGCUGAUAUUCUUCUUUAUCUCAGCCUGUGGCUGUAAGUGGGCGCAUUUUUUUCCUGCUUAUUUAUAUGGCGUAUUAUUUUGUACCUAUUUUUCCUAGCAGCUUUUCGGUUUAAUCUUGGUGCAUGAAAGCACAUCUGCUUUUAAGGACAUUUACCCACCAUAACACUGCCUCAACUUUGUAAAUGCCUUGUGUAAAUAUAUACAUUUACGACUCAAAUGUGAUAAGAGUGUAGAAUGUGAAUGAAAGACGCAUUGAUGAUUUUCUAACACAUCGAUGAGUUUUUGUAACAGUUUAGAAGAGACAUCCUUCUCAUGCGAACAACAAUUUAGGGAAAUCGAAAAAGUCCCCUUUUAAUCUUGAUAAACGCUAACAUUCUGUAUUUGCACAAAUCAAAUGACAGAAAAGAUUCCCCAAGCAAUAUUUCUUCCAUUUUUGUGGCUUUCCUGCAGCACCCUCUAUUGGUAGUCAUGGAUUUGUCCUAGCCCAGAUCAGGGUGGGUCUUAUUCACUGGCUAAGUCAUGUGAAUGUACAUUUCCAUGUUUUUUUUUUUAUUCCCAUGUUCCUUUGUUUGCUGCCAGGAAAAUUCAUACACAUCUGGCAAUUUAUUGGCAACACAGUUUUCAACAUAAAAAUGUACUUUCAUAUCACAAUACAGUUUAAGUGAAAGAAAAAGGCAAAAAAGCUUAAUUCCAGUUGCUUUGUUGUUGUUACGCUGCUUUAAGGUUUUUAAAUAUAUAUAUUUUUUUUACGGAAUAACAAAGGGAAUUCCUGUCAUAAUAAAACAGACUACAUACAGUGUAAACAUUUAAAGCUUUACUGAUUAGCGCAUGCUUUCAAUCUUAAACUUGUUUUAUUAGGAUGCUUAUUAGGGGGGGUCAAUGUUUUUUGGAAAAACCUUUUACAUAAGCAUUGUUUUAGAUCUCAUUUGG